Molecule: messenger RNA, 1913 nt
Organism: Zea mays
Lineage: Eukaryota; Viridiplantae; Streptophyta; Magnoliopsida; Poales; Poaceae
Exons: 10
Coding region: 863-1603 (246 amino acids)
Biological process (GO): tubulin complex assembly; post-chaperonin tubulin folding pathway; cytoplasmic microtubule organization
Cellular component (GO): microtubule plus-end; cytoplasm; nucleus
Molecular function (GO): alpha-tubulin binding; microtubule plus-end binding
Source: RefSeq, a predicted model, not a curated record
GGGCUGCAGCCCCGGGCGGCACUCGCGGCCCACCAGAGGCCCACCGUCGCGCCCAGCCCCAAAUCCCAACCCUAGCUCCAGCCUCCAGCCGCCGCAGCUCCUCUCUAGGCUCCACUGCUCCAGCCGCCGCGCCUCCUGCCUGGCUGCCUCUUGCCUGGCUGCCUCCUCUGUCCUCUCCACGACUCCACUUCUCCAGUCUGAGCAGUCUCCAGCGACCAGAGGCAGCGCCGCAGCGCGCUCGGCCGCUCGCCGUUCCGCGCGGCCGCGCCUCCUCUCCAGCGUCGCGCCGCGCCUCCUCUCCAGCGCCAGCCCGCCACCGCGGCACCGCCAGGCGCCCUGCCGGCCAGCCGGCCAGCCAGAGCCAGGCGCGCAACGCGCUCGACCGCCGACCGCCGACCGCACACCGCAGCACGGGACUACGGGAGCAGCCGAGGCCCGACCGCCCGAGAAAUUCAAGAUAAAAGAUUUUGAAGCAUUUUCAAGUCUUAAGAACUCGGAAGAUAAAUUUACCUUGCAUCAUCAUCUCAUGAACGAGAAGCAUGCAGUCGUGUAAGUCCUGCGAUCCUAACUGAUUAUGCACUCCAAUGGGCUGCGGAGCACAAAGGGGAGAAAAACAAAAACGAGUGGGAGGUGGCCGUGGGCCAUGUUGCUGCUGCUGACGAGGCGGCGCGACCCAUAGUAAAGGCGUACAACAGCUCACCUCCCUCGUCCAGCUCCAGCCGCCGUCAGGCUUCCGACGCAACUUCUAACUCCGUUCGCCUCCAGGCGACACCAUCGCCCGCUGGCACGCCGCCACAGCAGCAGGUUAACACAAUUUGGCCCGGAGCUUAGUUGAAUCCUGCUUCCGCCACUGCGGACAACCAUGGCGUCGUCGAAGCUGCAGCUGCCUGCUGACGACAGCGUCCUCCUGCUCAUCACCCACUCCAAUCUCACCACCUUCGCAGCGGACAUCCGCGUCUCGCAACAGACCACCGUGGAGGCGCUCAAGGACAAGCUCUGGCGCAAGACCGGCACCGCCGUCGCUUCCAUGCGCCUCCAGCUCCGCGACGACUCCGGCACCAAGAUCGCCGACCUCGACGACGACGCCGCGCCACUCGCGGCCUACGCCCCCUACAACGGCUACCGGAUCCAUGUCGUUGAUCUCGACCCUUCCUCACUCACCUCAGGGGGUUGGUUGGAAGACACUUCCCUUGUCGACAAGUACACAAUGUCCGAUGAAACAUACGAUAAGCUCGACACUAACUUUCGAAAAUUCAAAGAAAAGAUGGUCCCGAAAAACUCUCCGUCAGAGGAUAAAGAAGAAUCAGAAAAGCAUAUGGAGGAACUAUGCUCCAAAAUCAAGGUGGGUGAUAGAUGUGAAGUUGAGCCUGGUGCCAAGAGGGGCACUGUAAAAUUUGUUGGUAGAGCUGAAGCCCUUGGACGUGGAUUCUGGGUUGGAGUGCAAUAUGAUGAGCCACUUGGGAAGCAUGACGGCAUGGUGAAAGGCAUUCGCUUCUUUGAGUGCCCUCAAGGUCAUGGGGCAAUUGUGAGGCCAGAGAAAGUAAAGGUUGGCGACUUCCCGGAGAGAGACCCAUUUGAAGACGAGGACGAUGACGAGAUUUGAGUGCGUGUGCGUUUGGAAAAGCAAGGGGAAUGUCCUUGUUGAAUUGCAUUCGAAACGUGUGUAAAAUGAAUUCGGAGAUUUGAGUGUGCGCGCUUGCUUGCAUCUUCUUGGGCAAUCAUAGUGAUCACAUUUCAAGGCAUGCUGUUACAUCUCUACUAUUUAAGCGUGAGCUAAUAAAUUUUCCCUCCAACGCAGAGUAUCCAAAAAAUGGGGUGGAUUCGAAUCCUGCUCACUUGUAUAAAGCGCAUGACUUCUACCACUAUAACUUAUUUCUGUCUGUGUUAUAUAAAUUAGAGAUAUUUUGUGUGUA